UGAGCAGGCAGAGUUUGGCCUGCUCGGGUCUCUAAGUGGGAGGUUGUUGUCACUGUCACUUAUAGUCACUGGGUUGCAUACAUGGAGCUGCGCAGUGCUGGGUUAGCAAUGGAUACCCGGGAGGGAGUCUCAACCUUGUCCGCGGAAGGUGAUGACUAUGAGAGCCUGCCAGUCAGUGCGUCGCCUUACACGCAUAUGACAGCCGGUGCUGUAGCAGGGAUCCUAGAACACACCGUUAUGUAUCCAGUGGACUCAGUGAAGACUCGGAUGCAAAGUCUACAACCUGACCCUAAGGCACAAUACAAAGGUGUUUAUGAGGCUCUAAGAACAAUAAUUCGGUCAGAAGGUUUAUUAACACCUUUGCGAGGCAUCAAUGUGACCAUGCUGGGAGCUGGCCCUGCUCAUGCUCUGUACUUUGCUUGCUAUGAGAAGAUGAAAACAACCAUAGGAGUUAAGAUAAAUCAUGUUGGCAACAGCCAUUUAGCAAAUGGAAUAGCAGGAAGUUUGGCAACUCUACUUCACGAUGCAGUCAUGAAUCCAGCAGAAGUGGUAAAGCAACGAAUGCAGAUGUACAAUUCUCCUUACAAGAGCAUGCUUCACUGUAUCCGGACUGUCAGUAGGACUGAAGGCGUAGGUGCAUUCUAUCGCAGCUACACAACUCAACUCACCAUGAAUAUUCCUUUCCAAGCCAUCCACUUCAUCACAUAUGAAUUUAUGCAGGAGCAGCUGAACCCACAGCGGCAGUACCACCCCAGCUCACACAUAGUAUCUGGGGCCAUUGCAGGAGCUGUGGCAGCCGCAGCCACCACCCCAUUAGACGUAUGCAAAACCCUACUGAACACUCAGGAGAACCUAGCUCUUAGCUCACUCAACAUCAGUGGCCACCUUUCAGGCAUGGUCAACACCUUACGGACAGUGUACCAGUUGGGUGGUGUAGGAGGAUACUUUAAGGGUGUGCAGGCCCGAGUCAUCUACCAGAUGCCAUCUACUGCCAUUGCCUGGUCUGUGUACGAGUUCUUCAAAUAUGCUCUCACCAAACGCAAGGAAUAGUUUUUUUAAAAAUAGGAAUGCCAAGAAAUUGUUGUCCUCUCAUUGAACAAUCUACACCUCAUUGUGUAAGAAGUGAGCUGGGCAUCCCUCGCUUUCCUGAUACAGGGCCUCAUUCCUGGUCUAUGCAUAGCACAAUCUUUACCAUUGUGGUAACCAUUUCUUUCAUGUACAGGUCCUCGGAAUGUCGUUAUAGGGGAGAAAGUAUUUUAGUAUUUGUGUCAUUCAUUUUAUAGAUUUUUUUUUUUUUCUCCUGAAAGCAUUUGUUGUGAUCAUAUACUGAUCAUUACCUUGAAACACCUUGAUAAAGUAGAAUGUAUUGGCUGCUGUGUGUGGCAUCCACAGGAUUGCUGUGCAUUAAGGUACUUGGUUUUUCACAGUUCUAAAAUGAAGACCAUAACUGGAAUUUGUAUGUUUUAGCACAAUAAUUUUUAGCGUGUAUACAGGGUCUUCAAUAUUUUGAAGAGUGGUUACUGCUCAAAAUAAUGUGGCAUCAAUACAGCCAUUCCUCUUCCAUAUAUUUUUAGUAAGUUUAUUUAAUAUUUUAAUAUCUAAUAUUACGCACAAAUAAAAUUGAUAUAUAGAGUAAUAUAAGUAUUAAUAUAAUGAACAAAGAGAUUUAUAUAAAUUAUGGUUUCUCUGGAUCAUUAGAGAAACAUAGUGUAAAGAUAAAUGUAUAUAGUUUUAUAUAUAUAUAUAUAUUUUUUUCUUCUAAAAAUUAUUCCAAAGUUAUUAAAUGAGAUAUAUAUAUUCCUUUUUAUCUAUUUGAGAGUGCCAUUAAAGCUUAACGCUUUUUGUAUAAAUAUCUACACACACUAAGAAAGUUCGCUAUUUUUGUAGGUAAAAUACUCCGAUAUAAUGGACUGCUUUUUUAAACAUUUUUUUUAUUUGCAGAUUUAUGACCCUUUAACAGUUUACACAUGGCACUGUUACUCAUUCCAAUAACUUUAUACACAAUGGAGCAGAUGUUUGUAUUUUUCUAUAUGUGCAAUGGAAAUAUGCUAUAUUUUCUAUGUUGUUUUUUUUAAUGGUAAUAAGAAUUAAAGAUAAAAUAAUACUAAGUAAGUAAUUUUAAAGGGGCUAAAAAGUAAAAAAAAUUAUCAAAUGUGUUAGAGUAUUUUUUUUGUUGUUGCCAUAUUAGAGUAUAACUGUUUAUUCACUGCAAAGUAGUUAAACACACAGUUAAAGCCAGCUCCAGAUCAUCAUUCUACUACUGGAUGACAGCUGAACUCAUCUGAUGAGUUAAUGAAAAAAGACCUAAAUGCAUAACCAACAAUCAUCAACUAAUUUCCACCUACCUAGGUAUGCUUUUCAACAAAGUAUGACAAGAGAACAAAUUUGAUAAUAGAUUUAAAUUGAAAAGCCUCUUAGAUUUUUAUGCCCAAAUUUCAGAGAUCUCAACUUUCUGUAAUCCUAUCUGAUGUUUGGAAGCAUAUGGCAGGGGUGGCAAACCUUUUAGAGAGUAUGUUCCCAAAUCUCAAUGAAAAUUGUAACAUUCCUUAAAAAAAAAAAAAAAAUUAAACCGCUCUGGAAAAAAUUAAGAGAUCACAGCAAAA
This is a messenger RNA of Bombina bombina (fire-bellied toad), 2603 nucleotides long. It is a transcript of the gene SLC25A37, whose product is annotated as solute carrier family 25 member 37. The transcript has 4 exons. Gene Ontology annotation, molecular function: ferrous iron transmembrane transporter activity. Gene Ontology annotation, cellular component: mitochondrial membrane. Bases 82 to 1050 code for a protein of 322 amino acids. Gene Ontology annotation, biological process: iron import into the mitochondrion. NCBI's taxonomy places the organism in Eukaryota, Metazoa, Chordata, Amphibia, Anura, Bombinatoridae. The record is from RefSeq and is a predicted model, not a curated record.